Messenger RNA from Quercus lobata, 1725 nucleotides. RefSeq names its product probable galacturonosyltransferase-like 4. NCBI's taxonomy places the organism in Eukaryota, Viridiplantae, Streptophyta, Magnoliopsida, Fagales, Fagaceae. The record is from RefSeq and is a predicted model, not a curated record. Gene Ontology annotation, molecular function: glycosyltransferase activity. Gene Ontology annotation, cellular component: Golgi apparatus. The coding region runs from base 164 to 1237 and encodes 357 amino acids. The transcript has a single exon.
CAUUUCUAACCUCUUCCUAAACCUUCUCCAAAUCCAGCCUAACAAUGGCUGCCACCACCACCACAACUACCACUACUGCCACCACCACCACCACCACUUUUCUAUCUCCUUUGCUUCGCUAAUUAUAUCCCAAUCGCCUUUGUCUUUACCAUCAAAGUCAAGGAUGGAGGCCUUUUGGAUGAGCCCCACUUUUCCACAACCAUUAUCAUCACUCCUAAUAGGCUUCCUGUCUCUCCUCUUCCUUCUCCUCCUCCCUGAUCUCCAUUCCACCGCCACUGGUAUCCGCCUCGGGGUUAUCCGGAAGCCGUCCCCAGAUGUCCCCAUCUUCCGUGAAGCUCCUGCCUUUCGGAACGGAGAAACAUGUGCCUCUGAUGACAAAAUCCACAUUGCCAUGACAUUGGAUUCAAACUACCUUAGGGGUACCAUGGCAGCUGUGUUGUCCAUUUUGCAACAUUCAACAUGCCCAGAAAACGUUGAGUUUCACUUUUUGUGGUCAAGGCAUGAGCCUGAUGUAUCCUCAAGCAUCAAAUCCACCUUCCCUUACCUUAGCUUCAAAGUUUAUCGCUUUAACUCCAAAAAGGUACGUGGGAAAAUAUCAAAAUCAAUACGUCAAGCACUAGACCAACCUUUAAACUAUGCACGUAUAUACCUUGCAGACAUUAUACCAGCCGAGGUAAAACGUGUUGUGUAUCUAGAUUCUGAUCUUGUAGUUGUGGAUGACAUCAAGAAGCUAUGGGAGGUGGAUUUGGAGAACAAGGUUUUGGCUGCACCAGAAUAUUGCCAUGCAAAUUUCACAACCUAUUUCACGGACUUGUUUUGGUCUGACCCUUCAAUGUCCAGUAUAUUUGAUGGUAGAAAGCCUUGUUAUUUUAACACAGGGGUUAUGGUUGUGGACGUGGAUAAAUGGAGGCAAGGAGAUUAUACAUCGAAAAUGGAGGAGUGGAUGGUAGUGCAAAAGCAAAAGAGGAUUUACCACUUGGGUUCUUUGCCACCAUUUUUGUUGGUUUUGGGUGGCGAUAUUACUGGUGUGGACCAUAGGUGGAAUCAACAUGGACUUGGUGGAGACAAUCUUGAAGGAAAAUGUAGGAGUUUGCAUCCUGGGCCUAUUAGUUUGCUUCAUUGGAGUGGGAAAGGGAAGCCAUGGUUGAGGUUAGAUUCAAGGAAGCCCUGCACUGUGGAUCAUCUUUGGGCUCCAUAUGAUCUCUACCGUUCAUCAACUCACUCUUUGGAAGAAUAAAAGAAUUAGGAAGAAAAAAAAAGUUCGUUUUACGCAUGCAUGGGGUGGAGCUUUUGGAUUCAUGGGGAUUAAGUAGAAGAGCAAGAAGGUGACCAAUUAAUUGGGUACGUGUCCAUUUCUUUUUUCUUUUCUUUUUUUGUUCUUUGACCGAAAUGAUUGAAAAAAUAAUUCUUUAAAGUGAAAUGUAACAUAGGAAAGGGAAAUAAUUUGGGAGGCAAUUUACUUUGCAUUGAGAGUGUUACAAGGUCAAGGCUAAAUUAACUCUUUUUGUUCUAUAUAUGAGGUUUGAAGAAGAGGUUUUUUUAUUUCUAUAUUUUUUGGGUCAUGGGUCCUUGAAGGAGCUACUUACAACUUUAAGGAGGAGGAUAGUCUGCCAAUUGCCGAAUGAUCCUCUAUGAGAUCUUUCUAUGUCCCUCUGAAUUACAACUUUUCUAUAUGCUUAAGUAUGUCCGAAUAUAAUUUGGUUUAGUGUGUGUUAUUAAGUUCAA